UGACUGUGCUGGAUACUCGUUCUUCGACCAGCAGAGCGUUUUUUUUUUUGAUCGACUUCGUCUCCCUGUUGGAGGACGCGAGGUUACAGAAAGAAAUACGACAUUUUCGUACUGCGUGCCGAAAUAAUAUGCCGCCCUCCGCCGUCGACGGCUGAGAACAGCGUCUUCUACUUUGAAGAAGCGGCGGAAAUUUUCAGAGCGGGGCGGAGAGAACAAGUCAACGCAUCCUAUUGACGUACAAGGCAAAGGAGCCACAGAGGGGCUGCGCUUCUGCACGUAGAAGAUUCUUGCGACAACGACUUUAAGUACUUCCUUCGGUGUUUCUUCGUAGCCACCUCCGGCUUGUUCUCCGAUCGCUGCCGCAGCCAUGCUUCGUUUCCGCCACGGUCUCAGCGGUGACGAGGAUUUCGUCGAGCUGCCUUUUACGGAACUACAAAAACCACCGCUGGCGGGCAGCCUGUACCGUGAUGAGGAUGGGAAAUUGGUACUGAAAGUCACCGCCAAGCACUUCAAGGAAAGACUAUCCACAGGAAAUUUUCUGUACACGACGUACAAAUGUUCCUUCCGCAUGACAAAUUUUGAUUUUUCCUUCAAACCUUUUGCUCAGCAUCAGCAUGACGAGUUGCUUCCUCUAAGUUCUUUGCGAAAUUUGUGAUGCGUUUUGUACACACUGUGCGGAAAAUUUGUAUUGCAUAAAGACUCCUCAUGAUUCACUUCGCCAAACGGAUCGCGCCGGCUAUUCAUCUGUGCAGAAGUAUUAUCGCAAGAAAAAAGUGUUACAGUUACACAUUGUGUUGCAAGACCGGCAACACAGACAACGUUUCUCAUGCAGGAAAUGCUUGCGAGCCUCGUUUCCUUCCUGUUUUCCCUUCUGCUCUUCGCAUUAGAAGUUUUCUUUGGUACACAGAGAAAAUUUGUGAUGCAGAAACUCCAACAAAUGUGUAACUGUAACACUUUUUUCUCGUGAUAAGUAUUGUUGCGCGACUAGUACGAGGACUUUUUAAGUAUGCAUCUACAAACUUGUUUCUUGGCAUAAUGAAGAAAACGAGAUGAAUUUUGUGCAAUGCUGAUGUAGCUACAGAAAGGAGAUGUGUCAUGCAUGAUCACUAGAUGGCUACUAGAACUAGAAGUGCGAUACUUCAUGUUUUUUCCGACAAUUCCGGCGUCCAUGCUGCAGAUUUGGCGUGUGCCGGAGAGCGCACAGAACACGCCGGAAGCGUUAUCGAAAGGAAAAAUCCGUCCUCCCCAUAUCAAAACGAAAUUUGUGAUGCUGGAAUUGUGUACACAAAUCGGAGCUGUCUUGCUGGAGAGCAGUGCAGGCCCAUGCCAAGCGUGAGUGGAGAGGCUGUGGCCUAGGCACUUAGCAUGAAAAACGUCCGCACUGUAGGCCCGACAGCAUGAGAAACCGCCCGCACAAAGCGGCGGAGCCUGCGGAGUUGCCUUCUUGCAAGACAGACACGAUUUGUGACCACAAAUUAGCAUCACAAAUUUCCAAAAAUAUACCUUUUCAGUUUGGGGAGGGGGAAUUUUUCUUUUUGACAAGCGUCACCGAGUACAGCCAUGGAGGGCGUCGUGGAGCAGCCGGAGCUGCAAAACAGCGAGGAGUUGCAGCGUCUCCAGGAGGACCAGCACCCAAUCGACGAUUUGUCGCUGCGCAUGUCCCGGUUGAGCAGUCCGCAAAGUGCGCAGAGCGGCAGCGGGCCAUCGAGGAGCCCGAAGACCCCGUCGUUUGCACCAGUGGAAUUACUCGUAGAAGACGAUAUGGCGUUCUCAAAUGUUACAUUUUCAACUGUUAUCAAUGAUUUGUCAUGCAAACUUACGAAGUAGAAUCGACGUGAUCAAGCUGCUUCGCAUGACAGAUUCUAGAAGAGCCAAAGAGGCUGAGGAUCUGUCGCAAAUCUGUCAUGCGACACGUGCAAGGUCACCCUUUUCUCCGUUGCCAUUCUUGCAUCACAAAUUCAUAUUAUACAGUUGAGAAUGCAACAGUUGAGAGCGCCAUAGACGAGAAGGAAAUGCUGGAAUUUCUUCUCUUCCCUACCGCGACAGUAUCCUGUGCAAAAGUAUCGUACAACUCGUAUAAGUGCAAUUCUUGCAUUACAAAUCUUUUGCUUAAGGUAAAUCAGCAUUACAAAUUUUAUUUCUCAUGCUGAGGAAAUUUGUAAUGCAUUUAUACGAGUGCGAUACUUUUGCAGUUCAUAGACAGUGCCGAGCACCAGGCUUGACGCACUUUGUGCUGGAGGACCCCCAUCUCGCUCUGGCGAAGAGAAUCGCGGGAAGCAGGCCGCCGUCCCAGCGGGAAACGAAUCUCUUCUGCCGAAGUCUACUUUCCACAGCAGCAGCUCUGGCGCAGCGUCGUCGGUGGGUCGUACGCUUGUUUUCCAGACUGGAGUUGCAGGAGCAACCCGAGAAACCGCUGGUGUUCCAGUCGGAGCCCGUGCGGAACAAAACAACUCCGCAUCGCCAACACACCCCGGCGUGUUGGACAGCGCCACCGAAACGGAGCACGCAGAGCCGGUCGGUUAUUCCGCUGCCGCAGAGUCUGGCUCGACAUUGCGGCUAGUGCCAACUGCUACUGGAACCACGUCUAGUGCUGCUUCUGCAACGUCGGCGUCCCAACCGGCUGUGGCGAAGACUGAAAAUCAAAAUACGGCAGCGUCCUGCGCCGCACCAGCGCAGCAGGGACAACGGAGAAAGAUUUGCGCGAUCCGUGUGACAACGAAGGCCGUGGAGUUCCCGGGAGCUGUGGCGGGUACGGCGGAGGCAGACAAAUCCGGGUCGUGGUUCGUCAUGGUAUCAGAAUCCACAACUCACCCUUUCUAGAUUUGCAGGGCGAAAACCACCACUAAUAUCCGCUCGGUUAACCAGAAUAUCAAUCUGUUGCCACGGUCCGCGUGACAAAGUUCGAGAUCUUCUUCGUCUUCACAAACAUUACUACAAUCUGAUGUGUGUAAAUUUGAUGUCAUCGUGCGGAAACUUCAACCUGAACAGCAAGGGCUUGGUUCUUGUUGCUGUUCAUGCUCUGCUAAGUAAAGGAAAGGGCGUAGAAGUUGUCUACUGGCAUACUUGAAGCCCGGCGCCUACAAUGGAUGGUCGAACUUUCAAGCUAGCGGACCUCCAAUCGAUUGUGGUGAAUUGCAACUCCGCCCCGACAUAGGCAUUGCGAAUACGUAUGGGUCUAGUCGAGACAAAAAUCUGUCAUGCACAGAAGGCCGCAAAAGUAGCUUGUUUCUUGUCAUCAAAGUCUGGACCUGGAGUUUAUAUAUUUAUAUUCGAGAUAUGAGUAUAAUUGAGAAAGCUCCGCAAUCAGUGAGGCGAGAGCUUGCAUGCCAGAAGCUCUGCUGGGUCAUACAAAAACAGCGUGACAAAGUUCGCACUUUUCCACACCGAUACACAUUUGCAAUGCAUACGACAACGACUUAUUUUUCUACGACGACGAGCCCGAUUUCGUCCACCCUACGGAUGCGGAUGUGGCAGAGUGGCAGCAAUGGCAAGCACGACUCCCUGCAGAAGUGAACGCACGAUUUGCAGCGUGGCUCUUCAACGAGGAGUAUCGCCACCACCGCCUGUACCGCACCGACCCCCGGACCCCGAAAAACUGCUUUGGCUACCUGUGCGUCGACGGACGCACGGGGGCUUUCGACCCGGAGUAUUUCGUGUCAUACACCGCUGCAGUGCUCGCCACGCGCUUGCUCGUUCCGCUUUCCGUACGACUGGUAGAAUGCUUUGACUGCCGGUGUUACGCGGCCGUCGGCGACACGGAUUUGCUGGAUGCAAAUCGGAAUGAGCUGUGGUAUUGCCCGAUGCACAUCGUGCAUGCAGUGGAAACUCUUCUGCGCAUGACCUGCCACUGUCCGCGCCCGCGCCUGGAAGAUACCUACGACGAAAGAGGAGGCCGCGCGACUACAAGCCUUCGCUGCACCAAGAUGGAAGGAACAGGUCCCGACGGAAGCACUAGCAUCCCGCCAGAGCAGCUGAUGCUAAUGACGGGAAAGUGGCACUUCAUGAUGCAGCUUCUCCUAGAGCCUCCGUUCACGGCCAAGUGGCGCGCCUUCGCACCCGCCGAAGAUCAUAGGAAUCCGGGGUCCGCGGAUAAAACUGGUAUGGUGGAGCGCGAGAUUUCCCGAACCGCGCUUGAUAUAGUGUUACGAAAUCAAGAUCAACAGCACGAUUGCGACGACGCGGCCACAUAUGUGGAUCAGCGGCUGAACUCGUGGGUGGACUUCGUAAACCGGGACAGCACGCAGCAACUACCGUGGAGCCAGAGUUUGGCCGACUCGGAGAAAGUAGCGGAGAGCAUCGUCAACCUAGUGGCGGAGCUAGCGAGCGGAAAAAGUAGUCACAAGAACCCGUCAGAUGGCAACAAGCGGCAAAACAACACCAGCGAGACCGCAGCCCAGCGCAGCAUCACAGAUGAGGAGAAUGAAUUCGCGAAAAAGGAACCUGGCUCUUGCCACAAUGCAGCGGGCGAUUCCAAGCACAACAAGGAGAUUGGUCUCACCUGCGAGAGCAAAUGGCGUCUUCGCACAUCCGCGAUCGUGGAGACAGAUGUCUGGACCAAAGGUACCAAAAACAGCAGCGCCUUUCUUCCGUCACCAAACCCAGUUUGGGUUCCCGAGGAUCGCUUCAUGUGGAACAGCUACUGCCACGCCUUUAACUGGUCCCAUUACUGCAAUGGUUACGGAUUCGGCCAUGCGGAACGCGCGGAAUAUUUGCUCCAGCGUUGGUUUAUUUUCGAAAAAGAGGAUGUAACUGCGACGGCCUUUCCCUGGGAGGCUUUGUUCGAGGCCGCGAGAUAUGCUGUGCAAAAGUUGUAUCGUACUCGUACGUAACUGUAGUGUCUUGCAUGACAGAUAGCUCGCUUGCUUUUACCUGCUUGAGAAUUACAUUCAAUUUUACCUAAUUCUUCAUGAUAAAAUGUGGUACGAAAAUUUUUACGAUGCUUUUAUAACGCAUACACAGCAGUACCGGCUGCAAGGAAAGUCUCUGCUUCCAUUCGACCCGCGUACCCUGGUGCGCAUCGGCGGCCGCGGCUACCCAGCUCCAGAUCGCGAUCGUGAGGUGUAUGUCACUCCCUGGCUUCCUGCUCAAUUAGAUGAUCAUCCACCAGGAUUGGACGCCGAUGCUAAAAAGCGACGAUCUCGAGCCAAGCUGUGGUUUUUUAUACGAACAAAAGUAGUACCGUUUGCCGUCGUUGCGCGCGUUUUGGGCCACGCCCCGUGGCGACUCUCGUGGGGAAAGCGCCAUUUCGACAAGACCUGUAGCAGCUGGAAUUACAGCACCAACAUCCUGCCACUGCCCGGCUACCAGAAGGAGCUGUUUCUCCUGAGUGCUGGCGACUUGCCCCAGAAGGUUGUGCACAGGACCGGCGGUGCGAAGGCGAACGCUGCUGCACGUGAUCCUCGCGAUGCACACGUCUGUUACACUCCUGUGGAAUUGAAGGAGCUUUCUCUACUCACAGGCACCACGGACGACGUUGAUAUGCCAUCACAAAAGAACGCUCGUUCUGGUCCCGCCACCGCCUCUCAAACUUUUGAUGCAAACGCAGAGUCGUUUUGUAAUGCAAAAUAUUAUUAUGAGGCUGCAUCUGCAGCUCUGCCUGUCGACGCCAAGUGGAGUGCUAGAUUAUCGUCGAAUCUUUUGAAAAUUUUGUUCCUUCCUCCCUUACCAACACGACACUUUUGGUAGAGAUGGGCAGUGCUCAUAUGCUUUGUAUUCAUGCAAGACAAAUUAUAUUCGAACCCGAAGGCAUGGGGGACGGGGACAUCGUCAUGGUUUUGUAGGGCAUAAGAAGUGAUGCAGUGGCAACAAGCGCAAACUCGGAAAUGGCAUCCUGGAGAACAAAAAUGAAGAUUCCCCGCCCACUGUUGCAGCAGCGACGAGUUGCGCGUGUGAGCCCAGUGCUCGUCGCUCUUUUGGAUUUGAUUACGAUGGACGAUGUCAACAAGAACAACGAAGUUUCCGCUACAGCUACGGCAGAUAGCACCGGAAUGAAUGUAGAUCUUCUUUCCGGCGAUGGCGCAGCGGAAACGAAAGGUGAGUACUGCAGCAAUACAAAUCCCGCCCCGCAGACGCAGUCAUCUUCGUCCGACCAGGAAGCAAGAUUGAACCCCGCGCAACCAACCACCGCAGGAGGGGCUGCCGGGUGGAUCAAGAAGCACGAGCUGCAUACCCUGGACCUCGAGGAGAUACUUGACUUCGAUUUCGUUUUCUUUCCGACCACCUCCGGGCGCUCUUACUCCGAGCAAAUGCAGCCGUCCGGCGUUUCCAACUACCACAAACUUUUUGCUCCCAACCCAGUGGAGAUCGCGCUCGAGGAACUCUUCAGACAGUACACGAAGCUACCGGAUGCGAAAUCUGUAGCCAAAGAUGACGACAGACGGGCGAUGAAGGACGUCUGCGAGUUUUUCCUCCCGCAGUUCGACGUGCGCGAUUCGAAGUACGAAGAGUUCACGCAGCUCUGGGCCGCCGUGAAAGACGAGAGCAGUACCGCUGCGGUGCGGGAAGGAGCGGAUUUUGCUAGCCAAUCCGCGAUAGGCAGUUCGACGGGGAAGGCGCGAGAGGAUGAACCGACGAAGACCAGCCAGGCGCGGCGGAUGCUCUUCAUCUGGAGACACCACAUGCAGCUCCUGAACACCGACCACUGGUCUCUGCUAAACUCCUAUCCUGUGCGACAGUGGGUGCCAGAACCAAACUACUACCGAUAAACUGCAUUGCAAGAGCAAGUUUGUUCAGCAUGAGACAUGAAGUCCGAAUAAAUUGAAACUAGAAUGAUCAGAUAGACGAGGAAGAUUUGUCAUGCAUGAUUAAUGCCAGUAGUAGAGGUUGUGCGAUACUUUGACUUUUUCACAGGAUGCGACGGAGUUUUCGACAUUGAUGGCACACGGACGCUUCGCGGAGUGCAGAGAGGUGCUAUGAAUCGCAAAUAUGUCUUGGUUGGGAACAAACGGGAAUUUGUGAUGCUGCAUUGAUGUCGUGGUUGAUCAGGAUUUCCUAAUACUGCAAUGACGCAUGACAAACUUCAACUGGAGAGAAAAAGAAUCGAAGCGUAAAUCUUUCGUCACUAUGCAAAAGAACAAGCACUGGAAGUUCUGAUCAUUCAUCUCAUUUCUACCGAUUUCGAGAACAAAUUUCCAAUGCAUACACCCUGCGGGAGAACAACAACUUUGCUUACAACUUCUACCGCGCUAGCAAGGAGGAGGAGGAGGAGAAGGGAGCGUAGUCCACCACUUCGCGUCCUUGUCUGCCAUCCCGCGCAACCAUGAUGUAGACGCAAAAAAGCAACACUGCUCCGGUGAAAGUCGCGAGAAGUGUAGAUAAAGGAAAGAAGUGUACUUACUCAUCGGAAAGUGUUUUGUUGUCCCCACUACACGAGGUCGAGGACCCGACAGGAGCUACAAAAAGGUGAAAAGGUGAACAAAGUACGCAAUGCCGUUCCCGGCUGGUAGGUGAACAUGAAACCAUCUGAAAAUAAAAACGCAGAAAGGAAACACCAAAACGAGUGCUCAGUGCCCAAUCUUCGAAUAGACACGCCGACAGGCGUAGAUGAAAACAGUGGUUGUCAGAAGCCCGCACCACUCGCAUUCCAUUUAGGAUUAAGAUUGUUAUUCGACG
This is a messenger RNA of Amoebophrya sp. A120, 7611 nucleotides long. The record is from the annotation of a GenBank genome assembly. Lineage: Eukaryota; Dinophyceae; Syndiniales; Amoebophryaceae.